AUGCCGCUUCCUGUCCGCCGCACCACCGUCACGCCCCGCCCCGCCACCACUCUGGUGCCCGCCUCUGAGCAGUUUGACCUCCCACUCACCACGCCCCAGCGCCUGCACCUGAUGCCGCAUGGCCCCUGGGAUGCGGCAGACGGCGGCGUGUGCGCACCGCUGGGCUUUGCCGCCCAAGGCCUGUAUGCCGGCCUGCGCCAGGACAGCCGCCGCGCAGAUGUGGCGCUGCUGGCCUCCGACCGCCCCUCCGCCGCCGCCGGCUGCAUGGGCGACACCGCCGCCGCCGUGCUCAUGGUGGUGGCAGAGGCAGGCAAGCAGGGGGCCCCGGCUGGCGGCGCCGAGGCGAUGCGUGCCUGCCGUGACGAGGUGGGCGCUGCGCUGGGCGUGGACCCGGCUCUGGUGGAGGUGCAGGCCUGCGGCGGCGGCGGCGGCGGCGGUGGCAGUACAAGCGGCCUGGACCGCGUGCUGGCGGCGGUGCCGCUGCUGGCGGAGCGGCUGGAUGGCGGGGCGGAGGCCUCGCACCACGCGGCGUGCGCGGCGUGCGGGGAGGGGUCUUGGGACACAGCCACUAAGGAGGCUGCGCUGGAGGUGCCGCUGGGGCGCGGCGGCAGCGCGGUGCGCCUGGGGGGCAUGGCCCACGCCUCGCCUGGGGGCAUCCAGGGCACGGUGACCUGCGACGCGCAGGUGGACCCCGCCACCUGGCGCGCCAUGUUUGACCGCGCGGCGGCCGCCACCUUUGGCCAGGUGGCGCUGGCGGCGGCCCCCGGCGCUGCCAGCCCUCAUGGCGGCCUGGUGGGGCUGGCGAGCGGCGCCGCCCACAACACGCCGCUCAUCCGCGACGGCGGCAGCCCGGCGGGGCAGAGGCUGGAGGGCGCCCUGACCGCGCUCAUGGAGGGGCUGGCCAAGGCGGUGGCCAGCGACGCGCGCGGCACCCGCUGCCUGAUCGAGGUGGAGGUGUCUGGCGCCGACAGCGAGGCAGCGGCCCGGCGCGCGGCGCUGGCGGUGGCCUCCAGCGGCGGCAUGCGCGCCGCGGUGGGGCGCUGCAGCCCCGAGGUGUCGCAGCCCAUCGUCGCAGCCCUGGGCGCUUCCGGCGUGCUGCUCGACCCAGCCGGGCUGCGCAUCUGCCUGGGCGGCAUGCCGCUGCUGCACCACGGCAAGCCCACCCCCAGCCUGCCCAGCGCCGCUGGGUACUGUGCUGAGUACCUGCACCUGGCAGCCGGCAGGCAAAGCCAAGUGCGGAUUGAUGUGAAGCUGGGCAGGGGAGUGCACACCGCGCGCGCCUGGGCCCCCGACCGCUCCUGA
This is a messenger RNA of Chlorella variabilis, 1302 nucleotides long. RefSeq lists its product as hypothetical. Bases 1 to 1302 code for a protein of 433 amino acids. Lineage: Eukaryota; Viridiplantae; Chlorophyta; Trebouxiophyceae; Chlorellales; Chlorellaceae. Gene Ontology annotation, biological process: L-ornithine biosynthetic process; L-arginine biosynthetic process. Gene Ontology annotation, molecular function: L-glutamate N-acetyltransferase activity, acting on acetyl-L-ornithine as donor; L-glutamate N-acetyltransferase activity, acting on acetyl-CoA as donor. The record is from RefSeq and is a predicted model, not a curated record. The transcript is spliced from 9 exons.